Molecule: messenger RNA, 942 nt
Organism: Acanthisitta chloris (rifleman)
Lineage: Eukaryota; Metazoa; Chordata; Aves; Passeriformes; Acanthisittidae
Gene: IL12B
Product: interleukin 12B
Exons: 6
Coding region: 1-942 (313 amino acids)
Biological process (GO): cytokine-mediated signaling pathway; immunoglobulin mediated immune response
Cellular component (GO): external side of plasma membrane
Molecular function (GO): protein binding; cytokine receptor activity
Source: RefSeq, a predicted model, not a curated record
AUGUCUCACCUGCUCCGGGUGCUGCUGCCACUGCUCUCCCUUGCUGCCCUCCUGGAAGCACAGUGGAAACUGAGGGAAAAUGUGUAUGUCAUAGAAUCUGAGUGGAAUGCUGAGACACCAGGCACAAGAGUGGAGCUCACCUGCAACACCUCUAAUGAAGCAGUAUACUGGAGGAAGGACUCAGAGUGGAAAGGCCAAGGGAAGACUCUGAUUGCUGAAGUGAAGGAGUUCCCAGAUGCUGGCAACUACACCUGCCGGGCAGAGAACACCCACGAGAUCCUCAGCUACAGCUUCUUACUCAUAGCUAAAAUUGACUCCAAUGGGCAGAUGAUCAGGUCAAUCCUGAAAAGCUUUAAAGAGCCAAACUGGACAUUUCUGAAAUGUGAGGCCAAGAACUACUCUGGAAUUUUCAUGUGUUCAUGGAUGACAGAAAAUGAGAGUCCAAAUGUGAAGUUCACCAUCAGAAGCCUAGAAGGCCCCCAGGGACAGGUGAGCUGUGGCAGCCCCGUGGCCCAGCCCGACGGUGCCAUCACCAGGUACACAGCCCAGUGCCGCCGGGACAACCACUGCCCCUUUGCUGAGGAGCACCAGCCCAUCGAGAUGUUCCUGGAGGUCACUGACGAGGUGGAAUACGAGAACUACACCAGCAGCUUCUUCAUCAGGGAUAUCAUUAAGCCUGACCCACCCCAGUGUCAGUACGUGGCCUCGACCGGAACAGUGACCUGGACAUACCCCAAAACAUGGAGCACCCCAAAGUCCUACUUCCCUCUGACUUUCAAGGUCAAAGUCGAAAACACCAAGAGACGCAAGCCUCAGGUCAUUGAGGUCGAUGAGGAGUCUGUCCAGCUGUCAAACACUGGGCCCAGGGACAGGAUCUCCGUGCAGGCCAGAGAUCGCUAUUACCACUCCUCCUGGAGCGACUGGUCCUCACUCUGCAGGUAA